This is a messenger RNA of Rosa chinensis, 2090 nucleotides long. Its product is annotated as pentatricopeptide repeat-containing protein At1g52640, mitochondrial. Bases 115 to 1692 code for a protein of 525 amino acids. The transcript is spliced from 2 exons. Gene Ontology annotation, molecular function: protein binding. The record is from RefSeq and is a predicted model, not a curated record. Lineage: Eukaryota; Viridiplantae; Streptophyta; Magnoliopsida; Rosales; Rosaceae.
UGUCACCCAGUGACCCAGACACGCUAAAUAUAACUCUUGAAUGUACACGCUGGGUUGACACCCUAUAUAUUUGUGCAUUUCUCGUUUUCUCUCGAACGUUUUAAUCUUCUCAAAAUGUCACUUAGAUCUCUCACCCUUAAACCCAAAACCCUCCACUCUUUCUUCAACUCUCUUCUCCGACCCACCAAACCCAACACUCCCUUCCACCCUUUCUCAUCUCUCACCCACCAAAACCCACCAUCUCCACAAUUACCUCACCUGGUUAACGAAAUCUCACGCAUUCUCAGCGACCACAGAAACCCUCACCACGACUUGGAGCUUUCCCUCAACUCUUGGUCCACCCAAAUAUCCCCAAACUUGGUUGAACAGGUUCUGCAACGCUGCAAAAAUCUUGGGUUUUCAGCCCACAGAUUCUUUCUCUGGGCUAAAACAAUUCCGGGUUUUCAACACAGUGGUGAAAGCCAUCACAUUUUGAUUGAUAUCUUGGGGAGUAGUGGUCAGUUUGCUCUGUUGUGGGAUUUUCUCAUUGAAAUGAGAGAGUCCAAGUGUUGUGAGAUUAGCCCAGAAUUGUUCUGGGUUAUUUUUAGAGUUUACAGUAGAGCUAAUUUGCCUCGUGAUGCGAUUCGAGCUUUUAAUAGAAUGGUUGAGUUUGGAAUUAAGCCUAGUGUGCAUGAUCUUGAUCAGCUUCUCUAUACAUUAUGUAAAAGAAAGCAUGUCAAGCAUGCCCAGGAGUUUUUUGAUAAAGUCAAGAGUGGGUUUGAGUUGGGUGCUAAAACUCAUAGCAUUUUGAUGAGGGGUUGGGGAGACAUAUGUGAUUCGGAUAAUGCACGCAAGCUGUUCGAUGAAAUGACUGAAAGAGGGUGUUUGGUGGAUGUGCCUGCAUAUAAUAGUUGUUUGGAGGCUUUGUGUAAAGGUGGGAAUGUGGAUGAGGCUUAUAAGAUAUUUCGGGCGAUGGGUUCAAAAGGAGUUGAGCCAGAUGCUGGUACAUACUCGAUUUUCAUUCGGGCAUAUUGUGAAGCGAAUGAUAUUCAUUCGGUUUUUAGCGUGCUUGAUAGGAUGAAGAGACAUAAUCUUUUGCCUAAUGUGUAUUCUUACAAUUGUAUCAUCAAGAAGCUGUGUAAGAAUGAAAAGGUGGAAGAGGCGUACCAACUUUUGGAUGAAAUGAUUGAAAUGGGAGUUAAGCCGGAUGAAUGGAGUUCCAACGCAAUCCAAGCUUAUCAUUGUGACCAUUGUGAAGUUAAUCAGGCUCUUAGGUUGUUAUCUAGAAUGGAAAAAGAUAACUGCAUGCCAGAUCGGCAUACCUACAAUAUGGUACUAAAGUUGCUGACCAGGAUCGGAAGAUUUGAUAGGGCAACUGAAGUGUGGGAGAGUAUGGGGAGGAGAGGCUUUUAUCCUUCUGUUUCAACAUAUUCUGUCAUGAUUCAUGGUUUGUGCAAAAAGAAACACAAACUAGAGGAGGCAUGUAAAUACUUUGAGAUAAUGAUUGAUGAAGGUAUACCGCCAUACUCUUCUACUGUGGAGAUGUUGAGAAACCGGCUUUUGGGUUUGGGGCUACUUGAUGACAUUGAAAUACUUGCUAGUAAGAUGGAGCAAAGCACUUCUUGCUCAAUACAAGAGUUCGCAAAAGUGCUGAGAGGGAACAAAGCUUCUGUAAGAUCAAGAAGUGAGUACACUGACAUUGAAAGUGAUUGAUAUGGUGCAACUAUCCAAGACUGGCGGGUCUGGUUGAAGCAGUUAAUUGAGUCUGAAGAGAGCUCUCGAUGAAUUCUCAGGUGGCGUGAAACCAGCACUUGAAGAAGCAAAUUAUGGGUACAGAUGCCUCUGUUCGUAAGUAAUCUGGUUACCAUUACUAGUUGUCUGCUGUGGGCAGUGCUGCUGUCAGUUUAUACGUUAUGAUGGGUUUUUGAUUCCAUCACAAAGGCAUCGAUUGUUAUUGCUUAUCCAUGAUAUUUGGCUGCGUGGUUUUCCAUCUGUAAUUGUGUGUGAUUUUAAUUCCCUGGGCAGUACUAAAAUUAGAUACUGUUAUAAAGUAGGAAGAAGAUGAAGAGAGAAUAGUUUGAGGAGAAGUAGAAGUGUUCUCAUUCAGUCUC